GUCAUGACACUGGUGCGUUUCCCAGAGACGGAGUGAGAGUGAGCAGGGACUAGAGGCGAGGAUGCUGUGCUGGGGCGAGGGAGCGUCUGUUCGGGAAGCGCUGCUGGGCAGCGGGGAUAACCGAGACAUCUCUGAACCCACCGAGCUGGAAUGUCUACGGGACCGACCGGUGAAGGAGGUUUCGUGCGGGGCCGGACACUGCGUGUUGCUUCACACCGACGGCAAGGUGUACACUUGCGGAGAGAACGAUAGCGGGCAGCUCGGGAGGAAAGCGGGCAAGUGUGCCUUGGGGCAAGUCGAGGCUCUAAAUACACGGACAGUUGUCCAGGUGGCCUGUGGAUGGCGCCAUACACUGGCUCUUUGUGAAGAUGGAUCUGUCUUUGCCUGGGGAGCUGGGAACGAUGGCCAGCUGGGCAGCGGGGAGUGCCAGGAAUUUGUUUCUCAACCAAGGAAGGUGACGCAACUUGAAGGUCCUAUUGUUCAGGUUCGAUGCGGCCAUUCCCACUCCCUGGCUCUUUCUCAAGAUUGUACAGUCUAUUCCUGGGGACAGAACAUUUACGGGCAGCUGGGAAUUAAAACAAGCUUGAAGAAGCAGCCCAGUCCACAGAUUGUGAGGCGUCUGCGUGGGAUCCCAGUGGCCCAGAUAACUGCAGGGGAAAGUCACAGCUUUGCCCUCUCUCUAUCGGGUGCAGUCUACGCAUGGGGGAGAAAUGACUGUGGACAGCUGGGGCUCAAAGACACAGCAGAUAGCCACGACCCAUGCCUUGUGCAACAACUGAAGAAGCUCAAUGUGAACUAUAUCUCCUGUGGCAACAAACAUACUGUUGUUGUAACUAAGGAUGGAGAUGUAUUCACAUGUGGAGACGGGAAUGUGACCUUUCAAAAGGUGAAGCAAGUCAAGGGCAAGGUUUCCCAGAUAGCUUGUGGAAGCUUCCACACACUCGCCUACAUCCCCUCCUCUGAUCUUGUUGUUUCCUUUGGCUCUGCAAACCGAGAUAUAACGAAGAAAGGUUCAUCAAAAGAUCAAGGUAAUCAUACUACAGGAACUCACUCUUGA
Molecule: messenger RNA, 1057 nt
Organism: Amblyraja radiata (thorny skate)
Lineage: Eukaryota; Metazoa; Chordata; Chondrichthyes; Rajiformes; Rajidae
Product: probable E3 ubiquitin-protein ligase HERC3
Exons: 7
Coding region: 62-1057 (331 amino acids)
Source: RefSeq, a predicted model, not a curated record